Molecule: messenger RNA, 4546 nt
Organism: Aspergillus steynii IBT 23096
Lineage: Eukaryota; Fungi; Ascomycota; Eurotiomycetes; Eurotiales; Aspergillaceae
Product: C2 domain protein
Exons: 5
Coding region: 222-4292 (1356 amino acids)
Source: RefSeq, a predicted model, not a curated record
CCCCCCUCGUUCUUUCUCUUCCUUCCCCUCCUCGCAAUACAAAGACGCACUCCCCCCGGCGCCUCUUGAAUUUCGCGGGCUAGGAGGAGUCUUUCCAGUGGUUUAUUAAUUUGCUUCUCCCCGGGCGGUUUUUGUUUGAAUCCUGAACUGUUUACCCAUGGUGCCACGUUCCGCUCCUCCCCUCGCCCCGAACGCCGCAAAAUUGAAGACACGUCCGCUCCAUGUCGACAGCUUCUAGCCAGUCUCGAGGCGUUAACCGACGGAUUAACAGCCUCCAGAAUGACGUCCGCCACUCGCGCAACCUUUCGGCCUCCUCCCGCAAGCGCCCCGUGAAUUCAUCCACGGCCUACAACUAUGCCCUCCGGGUGGCUUAUCUCGUCUAUCUCCUUCAACCUCGUAUGCGCCGGUCUCAGACUGCGCCAGCCCCUCAGCAGCGGCCCAAGAGAGCGACCACUUUCCACGAUCUUAUGAGUGAUUUCUCGCUGGUCCGCGAUUCCAAGAGCACGAGGUUCCCCCAUGGCUUCAUAUCGGAACUGGAGAAGCGGUUGACGGGGAUCCUGACAAAGAAGGAAAAGAGGAAGGAGUACCAGGACCCGUUGGUUGUUAGGACAUUCGCUGCCUUCCUCAACGCCUUGAAAGACCAGUCAUUCAAGAAGCGCAUGGAGAAGGACCGACGCGCGGAGGACCUGGUCUUGAUCUUCUAUUCGAAUGCCACCAAGGAGCUGAGCAAGGGCAAGGACCCGGAUGAUGACCACUGGAAGUUCAUGGUGGACAGGCAUGUCGCUCUUUUCGUCCGCCUGUUUGCGCUGAUUUUGAAGAACAACGACUGGGCAAAAGACCGCCCGGACUUGGCAAACCGACUGUCAGUCUUGGAGAACAAGCUUCUUUCUCAGGAUCAGGAUCUGGUGGAAACGAACGGCACGUCAACCGUGGAAGUCCUGGCCCCGCUGAGCUAUGAUGUGAAGGACAUGCACCUCGUUCAACAUGUGGCGAGGAUAUUCGGCAUGAGCACUACUCAAGUGCAGUCGGACAUCGAUAAACACCGAGGUGUCUGGACGGCACAGGCGGCUAUCAAAGACCUGAAAGCCUACCAGGCUCAUUUGAACCUCAACACUCGGAAAACGCUAUCAAAGGAGGAUUUCGAGAACGAAGAGGCGUAUGAGCAUUGGAAGAAAAGCGAAGGCCCUGAUCUGUCCCAGAUGAUGCUUGCCAUCAUGCAAUCAAAUCCCGAAACUGCCAAAAGCACCCCCGGCUCUCUUCCAAAAUUCAACGCAAACGCUGGCGAUAGUAGUAACCUUGAUGCGGCUCAUGGGGAGCUAUCAAGAACAAACUCCGAUAGACCGAUAUCCUAUGUUAUUGACCAGCCCAUUGAUCUUAGUUCGUUGUCGCUGAGCGAGGACGUUACCAAUGAAUCGGACGAGUCGGAUACGUAUACCUAUAUACCACCGGAUCCGCGUUCAAUGUACAGAUACAUCCUGUCCCAAACAUUGAGCCAUGACCUUAGGGAUCGCGACAUCGAAGCUACACCCGAAGCCCCCUCGCUGAAGCUCCUUUCGAAGCAAUCGUCGGAGCUCUUGAAUGAGAUCUGCCUGCGAUGGCGGCUGCCCAGCUUCUCCAGGGUAGCACUCUUCUUGGAUGUUGCGCGAUCAAAGUUUGUCGACAACGAGAUCGACCUUGACACCCUUGACUCAGCAUUUACAUUUGUCAAGGAGAUGCCGUCGGAUGGUAAAAAACGCAGCAGCUUCAUGGCUUCGGUGGUCUUCGACCGGCAGAAGUGGACCAUUUCCGAUCUUCUCUUGAUGCGUCAAAUACUCUCCUCCCUGCAUGAAGCUUUACUGCGGGAGCUAUAUGAUGUUAUGAUGGAUUGCUUCGAGGCAAAACCCCGUCCACUCGGCCCCGUAAUGUACGUCCUAGAGAACCAUAUUCAACUGGACCCCGACUACACGGAAGAUUCAGAAGAUAUGGAUCGCUUCUGCUCGUAUGUGCAGGACGGGCUUGCGCAAAAGGCCACGGAGAAGUACCAAGCGCUUCUCGGGCAGGAAGUCCCGGUGGAGCAAGAAGCGUGGGAGCUAAACCACAUCAUUCAGCUCUGUGAUGCUAUUUCGAAACUGGGCCAAAAGAUUCGAAAGCGCUAUAGACACAACCCAGAGAUCAUGGGGGUGAAUCCUUACACAACGCUGCUCUCAAAUGUGCUCCCUAUCUUCGCUGAAGAUGCCCACGAAAUGGUCGUGAGGAUUCUCGAGCAGGAAAAGAUCCAAGGCGAAGAAAUUGCGAUGGAGGAUGGAUUCGACCUCUAUAAGCAAUUGACGUCUAUUCGCUCUCUUUUCACGGAGGCGCUCCCAGAUGUCCCAUUCCCAUUCCGUGUAGAAGACCUGCUGGAAGAUUUUGUGUGGCGAUGGAUCCGUUUAACCGACCAGAAGGUCAUGGACUGGGUCGAACAGGCGAUCAGACAGGAUGCGUUCACUGUGCGAGCCGAUGACCCCGCGGAUGUGGUUCCUGAAGACUAUCGGCACAGCGUCUCCGUCAUCGAUAUCUUCCGUACCUUCAACCAGGUGGUGGAGCAGAUGAUCUCACUCGAGUGGGAUGAUGACCUCCAGUAUGCCAAGGUCAUGACUGCGUUGUCCAAGUCGAUCGGGAAGGGGCUCUGGAGAUAUUGCGAAGCAUUGGAACAAAUGUUUGCCAAAGAAAUGGAUCGACUUUCCCCGGAUCAGGAAGCUGCCAUGAACCAGACGACCCAGGAGAAGUUGAUGCAAAUUGCCAAGGAGGCCUGGGCAAGCAAAGAAAAGAUCGAGCCGUUCCAGUUCUUUCCCGAGUCUUUGGUAAAGCUCAACAAUAUCGAACAUGCGCUUUCUCAAUUCGACAAACUCGAGCAUGAAAUCAAUGUCGACGGAUGUGCGGACGUUAUAACGCAGCACGCCCCUCCGCAGAUCCAGCAAAAGCUACGCAGAUCGACCACCUACGUAUUCACCAUCAAGAUCGUGGAAGCUGAAGACCUAAAGGCUUGCGACAUGAACGGAGGCAGUGAUCCUUACGUCGUAUUGGCGGAUGAAUAUCAGAAGCGCAUUGCCAAGACUCGAAUCAUCUAUAACAAUCUUAACCCACGAUGGGAUGACACCGUCGACAUCACCACGCAGGGGCCGCUGAAUAUCAUUGCCACCAUCUGGGAUUGGGACGCGGUGGGCGAUCAUGACUACGUGGGCCGAACUUCCAUCAAAUUGGACCCGGUGCAUUUCAGCGAUUUUCUGCCGCGGGAGUACUGGCUGGACUUGGACACCCAAGGCCGACUGCUUUUGCGGGUCAGCAUGGAGGGUGAGCGAGAUGACAUUCAAUUCUACUUCGGCAAAGCGUUCCGUACACUGAAGCGCACCGAGAGAGAUAUGACACGCAAAAUCACCGAGAAGUUGUCCGCAUACAUCAGCCAUUGUUUGUCGCGCCGAACUCUGAAGUCUCUACUCUCUCAAAAAUUGAGUAUAUCCAGCGUAUCCAACUUCCUUAAUCGAAACCGGGCACAGUCUUCCACUACCACGCCAUCCAGUGCGGACGUGGAAAACGCACUGACGCCGCUCUUUGACUACUUUAAUGACAACUUUGCAAUCAUGAACAAAACACUCACUUCGGAAGCCAUGAAGAUGGUCAUGGCUCGCUUAUGGAAGGAGGUGCUGAGCACCAUCGAGAGCUUACUGGUGCCUCCUCUAUCCGACAAGCCGUCACACCAGAAGCCUCUCACGAUGCAGGAGGUCGACAUCGUCUCGCGUUGGCUCGUACUUCUCUUGAACUUUUUCCAUGCAAUCGACGAUGAGACCGGCGAAGCCAAUGGCGUCUCGAUCGACAUCUUGAAGUCGCCCAAAUACCACGAGAUCCAGACCUUGAACUUCUUCUAUUUCGAACCCACCGAAACCCUUAUUCGGACGUCCGAGCGGAUGGCAUCGGCAACAAUCUCGCGCCAGCAAGCAAGCAAAAACCGCGCAUCCGCACCGCCCCAUAUUGGAUCGAGUGGCACGGGCAGCGUUCUGGGGCUUCCCAGCCAACGACGAGCCAAGAGCAUUAUGCUCUCCCGGAACCUGGGCACAAUGCGGAAGAUGAAGGAAGAGAAGCGGCGUGAAGCCCAAGCGGAGCCCAACGACGACAUGAUUCUGCGCAUCCUCCGUAUGAGACCGGAGGCAGCGGGCUACCUGCGCGACCGAAGCCGGCAGAAGGAGAGACUCGCGGCGGCUGCGGCGGCCGACGCCAUUGUGAAGCAGAGUCUAAUGACGGGGGGAGGACGAAUGACGGGAACUCUGGGACGACGGUAACUCUUGAAUUAAAGCCUCCAUAGUAACGUUACUUGCCGCAUUUUCGCAUUCCUUUCUUUUUUUGUCUGUUGUUUUUCCUUUCUUGUCAUGAAGCUGCGCGUCCGAGCAUCGUUUGGCUAUUCCGGUACUAGCAUGAUGAUUCCCGAUUCUGGUCUGCUUUUUUCUUGCGACGUUACGAUUGUUUCUUGUGCCUGCCAGGUUGUAUCCAGCUACGGAUUUGCAGUGCUUACCUAUAAUGAAUUAUUUAAUCGAGG